Egretta garzetta (little egret) is the source of this 4133-nucleotide messenger RNA. It is a transcript of the gene SLC38A7, whose product is annotated as solute carrier family 38 member 7. The transcript is spliced from 11 exons. Gene Ontology annotation, molecular function: L-alanine transmembrane transporter activity; L-leucine transmembrane transporter activity; L-methionine transmembrane transporter activity. Bases 652 to 2040 code for a protein of 462 amino acids. Lineage: Eukaryota; Metazoa; Chordata; Aves; Pelecaniformes; Ardeidae. The record is from RefSeq and is a predicted model, not a curated record. Gene Ontology annotation, biological process: amino acid transmembrane transport.
GAGGUUUCCCUUGGCUGUGUGGGUCCCUGCGAAGCCCUGCCAGGUUGUGAGGGUUGAUCUCCUUCAGCUCAGCGAGGCACUGGGGUGAGCUCUUGGGCUGUCCAACUCCCGAGGGCUGCGGUGCUGGAAAGACCAGGUCUUCAGGUCCAAAAGCUUCCGAGACACCUUGUACCAGUGGUCACCCCGGAGGCACAUUGGGAGCGGCUGGUCCCGCUUUUCCUGGUGUUUCUGCUGCAUGCGUGGGUCGUUCCCGUUGAGCCCAGCCUUGACCUUUACCCAGGAGCACGUGCAUGGCGGCUCUUGCAGAGCUUGCAGGAAUUGGGGUUGGAAAUCAGGAAGUGAUCCAUGACACUGGGUCUCGUGCCCGCAGAAAGGCGAGUCCUGCCGUGAGGCUGCAGCUCCCCAGCCCUGCAGCCGGGGCUCAGUCCCCCAUCCAACGGCAGUGGUGUCCUUGCCCUGGAUUCGGGGGACGAGAGGAGCAGUGCCGUGCCUGACCCCCACACUGCCAUGGUCCCAGUCUGCCCGUUGGCUGCCCUCCCUGCCUGAUGGAGCCGGCACUGGCAGAGGACCCUCCUCAAGGCGGCCGGCAGCGCCCGGUGCAGGAGCGCUAGGGGAACGUGGACGGUGGUGUGUGCCACCCUAGGAGGGACGAUGGCUCAGGGCACCGGCAGGAUCAACAGCGACUACAAGGAUUGGGAGUGGAGCGCCGACGCCGGGGAAAGGGCCAGGCUCCUGCAGAGCCCCAGUGUGGAGACGGUGCCAAAGAGCGGAGAAAGCCAAGGAAAUGGUCCAGGAGCCACAUCAGCUCUGGGAGCCGUCUUCAUUGUGGUCAACGCUGCCCUCGGGGCUGGGCUGCUCAACUUUCCUGCUGCCUUCAGCAUGGCUGGCGGCGUGGCCGCGGGCAUCGCACUGCAGAUGUGCAUGCUGAUCUUCAUCAUUGGAGGCUUGGUCAUCCUGGCGUACUGCUCGCAGGCCAGCAACGAGCGGACCUACCAGGAGGUUGUGUGGGCUGUCUGCGGGAAGGUGCCUGGUGUGCUGUGCGAGGUGGCCAUUGCUGUCUACACCUUUGGUACCUGCAUCGCUUUCCUCAUCAUCAUCGGAGACCAGGAGGACAAGAUCAUUGCUGCUCUGGUGACGGAGCCUGAGGAAGCUGGGAGCAGCCGCUGGUACACGGACCGCAAGUUCACCAUCAGCAUCACUGCCUUCCUCCUCAUCCUGCCCCUCUCCAUCCCCAAGGAGAUUGGCUUCCAAAAAUAUGCCAGCUCCAUAAGUGUGAUUGGCACGUGGUACGUCACAGCGGUCAUUAUCAUCAAGUACAUCUGGCCUGACAAGGAGCUCGUGCCUGCAGAGAUCCCCACCAGCCCCUCCACCUGGACAGCUGUCUUCAAUGCCAUGCCCACCAUCUGCUUUGGGUUCCAGUGCCACGUGAGCAGCGUGCCCGUCUUUAACAGCAUGAAGCAGCCAGAGGUGAAGACCUGGGGGGUGGUGGUGACAGCGGCCAUGGUGAUCGCUCUCUUCGUCUACACAGGCACUGGCGUCUGCGGCUUCCUGACUUUUGGAGCUGGUGUGGAGCAGGACAUCUUGCUGUCCUAUCCCUCCAAUGACAUCCCCGUUGCCCUUGCCCGGGCCUUCAUCAUCCUCUGCGUGCUGACAUCCUACCCCAUUCUGCACUUCUGUGGCCGGGCUGUCUUGGAGGGUCUGUGGCUCCGCUACACCGGGGUGACGGUGGAGGAGGAUGUGGUUCGGGAGCGGAGGAGGCGCCUGCUUCAGACCAUCAGCUGGUUCCUCCUGACCCUCCUCCUGGCUCUCUUCAUCCCUGACAUCGGCAAAGUCAUCUCUGUCAUUGGGGGCUUGGCCGCCUGCUUUAUCUUCGUCUUCCCAGGGCUCUGCCUAAUUCAAGCCAAGCUCUCCGAGAUCCAAGAAACCAGGGCGAUCAGCUGGUGGGCCCAGGUCAGCUACGGGGUGUUCAUGGUCACCCUGGGAGCCUUCAUCUUUGGACAGACAACUGCCAAUGCCAUCUUCGUGGAUCUCACAGCCUGACUCCUCCUCCAGGCUGGACUGCGCUGCUGCUGUGGGGAUGCAGGUUUCCCCUAGGACCAAAGGGAAGCAAGGAGAAAACACCUUGGCGUGUUAGGAAGAUCCAAGUGGAGUGUUGUAAUCCGGGGCUUGGCUGAAAGAGCCCUGUGGUGGUUUGUAUCUUAUUGUCUUAACGUACCAGGCAGUCAGGCUCAUCCUGUCAGCCCUGACUCCCUGGUGAAGCCAGAGUAUCACUGCAAGGGGACCUGUAGUCCAGGUCAAGCCCUUUCUGCCCCUCCGGGGUGGACAUCACUACCUUAGACAUCACUAAGGGGUUGGGGCUGGGGUUUGCAAAGGCAUGCUACUCUCACCCCUGCACCCCCGUGCUGAUGGAGCUCCUCUCUGCAGCUUAAACUCCUCCUUCUCCCAGUGUUGGAGGGAGGCAGCAUGUCUUGCAUAAAGAGAACUAGUAAUCGCGUUUAGCAGACAGGGUGACAUCCCCGUAGUCUUCUUCGGUGUCAGUAUUUGGUUUGGUUUGAACUCGGCUUUCCCGUGGAUCAUUUCGCCAGUGUCCCACCCUUACUCCUACAUCUCCCUCCUCCUGGGCUGCGCUUUCUAUUACAAAGUGGGACUGUCGCCUUCAGCCUGAUUUCUUUUUUCUUUGUCUGUUUUUUGGUUUUGGUUGUUUUUUUUGAGGAUCAGGAUGAUCCCAGGGUAGGGACAGACCAGUGCAAUGUUUCCCCUGCCAGGGGUUGCUCACUCACUAGAGAAGGUGCUAUGGCUGCAUUGACCUACUGGAGACACUACACUGGAUAAAAGCUCUUCUCCAAAUUUCCAAUCCUGUUCUUCCAGGAGGCAUCCAGGGCAUGGGAGCUGGGCCAGGUGCAGGGUUUAAGGGAUGCUUUGGGGAUAAAGCAGUCAGUAUGAAUCCGCUUUAUAUUGUUCCCUUGGUCAUUUACACUCUCUGUGGCUGGUGUUGCUCUGGGCUGUCCCUCUGUUGCCUGUUUGGACAAUAGUUUCACUUCUGCUUUCGCUGGGUUGAGCAGUUCCCCCAGCUGCAGAAUCAGUUAGGGGAGUUAAACCUCAACAGCAAACUGCUUUUGUUCAGUCUUUGAGUUUCCUUGAUCCUUGUUUGGCUUCUAAAACCCUGGGGAAGGGAGGAAUUCACGUGUAUCUAUUGCUGCUUCUGUGAUGAGGGUCCAGCCCGGUUUUGUGCAGCACCUGGCUUUGCUCCUUCUGCAUCUUCUGGAAGCAGCCCGGGCUGUUGCAGUGGGAAGUGGAACCAUGGCAUGCUUCUGUGUUUCUCACUGUGGCUCUCUCCCUCUGCGACCAGUGGUGGUGGGUAGGAGGACAGCACGUGGGCGCUUCCCCAUGUGGAAAGGUUUGGUCUUUCCCUCCCAACGCUUGCUGUGUGUAAAUGUGGACCUCCCCGCCUGAUGAGAUGGGGACACCCAGAUGGAGGAGGAGGAAGCCCCAAGCACAGCGUGAAUGUUUGAGGGACCCUGUUGAAGGCACGUAUCCCUCCUGCCUCCCUCAAGGUACCUCCAACCUCCGCACCCUCAACCUUUGACAAAACCAGGCCCCAGUAGACCCCCAAUUUAUAUGGCACUGGCUGCCUGCUGAGCCCCUUCGCCCAGCUCCUGCCCGAGAGCUGACGCUGGGGCUUGGAGGACCCCUUGGCAUAAAGAGGGUGCCCACCCUGACAACACCCAACCCUGUAGACCGCUCCUCCUGGACGUGGAGAGCACAGAGCCACUUCCCGUGGAGCCCAGCAGGGACUGGGAUGCUCAAGGCUCAGCAGAUGCCAACUCCAAGAUGCCUUCCAGCGCCCUUCUCCCAAGAUGGAGAGGGGCUUGGUACCUGGUGGCUGUUGUGGCUCUGCCUUUCCCGAAGGUGAGGUCCCCUGACCGAGGUGGAGGCAGACAUGGAAUCCCACAUCUUUGGUUGUCACCUGGUGAGCUGCUGGGCUCCCUCAGUCCCCCUGAGGGGCUUGAGAGCCGGGGGGGUAAGGGAGGCACUGUGGCUGUUUGUUUGCCUUACCGCUCCCGACUGUUUACAAACACUGACCUUUUUAAAUGUAUUUUCUACGUGCAGAAAGCAGAGGGACCUCGACUCAA